UGCUGGAAAGGUAAGUUACUGGGCCCCGGCAGAACCUGCUGGAAAGUAAAGUUACUGGGCCCCGGCAGAACCUGCUGGAAAGGUAAGUUACUGGGCCCCGGCAGAACCUGCUGGAAAGGUAAGUUACUGGGCCCGGCAGAACCUGCUGGAAAGAUAAGUUACUGGGCCCCGGCAGAACCUGCUGGAAAGGUAAGUUACUGGGCCCCGGCAGAACCUGCUGGAAAGGUAAGUUACUGGGCCCCGGCAGAACCUGCUGGAAAGGUAAGUUACUGGGCCCUGGCAGAACCUGCUGGAAAGGUAAGUUACUGGGCCCCGGCAGAACCUGCUGGAAAGGUAAGUUACUGGGCCCGGCAGAACCUGCUGGAAAGGUAAGUUACUGGGCCCCGGCAAAACCUGCUGGAAAGGUAAGUUACUGGGCCCCGGCAGAACUGCCCAACCCACAGAUCCCAGGGGUAUCGGGAUGAUCUGCCCCUCAUUAAUGUACAUGUAACACUGGGGGGGGGCAUCUCCCCCUGCUCCCAUAGAUUCUAAUGCCCCUUAUCAACCUCCCAGCAUCACAUGAGCAAAACUAGGCUCAAAUGGCCCCCACUCCAUGAUGUGUAUAGGAAUUACCCCUGUCUGGGGCACUAAGGGAAUAACUAAUAAGUGGUGGGAGGAGCCUAAUGUCUAUGGAUUUGGGCAAAGGAGACACUAAAAUGCCAAUAACUGAACGUUCUCCCCCUGCAGCCCCUGAAGCCCCCGAGGAGACCCCGCACGGUGCCGGCGCAGGGAGCAGGUCCAACCCAAAUGUACAGGACACAGAAGAUGGCGCCAGUCUUCAUUAUGCCACCAUUGUGCCCAAAGCUGCCAACGCUGGAAAAUCUCACCAACCGAGACGCACGGAAGAGAUUGAGUAUGCCCCACUGAAAGGGGCACGGAGCCCUCUGCCCAGAUCUGCCACCGCCCGUACUGAGGAGCCUGAGUUGUUCUAUGCCAGUCUCAGACUGUCGCCAUCCCAGUGCAACUAGCACUGCCCUAACUGCCCCUGGCACUCAGUAUCCAGCCCAGGGGGUCCCGGGGGCACAUACAGGGGGCAGUUAGUACACGGGGGGCGUAAUACAGAUUUGGCCCAACACUGACCAACAAUAACUUGCGUUUCUGUUUGAGCAAAAACUAAGAUUUGUGUGAAGCUGAAUGUGCCCUGUGCCGGUGCAGCGCCCCCUGGUGUAAAUGCCCAGUCAUUGCAUAGAGAGAGUAUUACAGCCUUUGCACUUUAAAGGGGAAAUAAACCCACACACAAAACCUAAUCCCUCUUUGAAAUCUUUUAUUCGCUUGUGCGACGGUCGGGAACUCCUACGGCGGGAAGGUUCUUGCACCACAGGUUGAGUUUAUAUAUAAAUCCCCCCCCCGGUUCCGCUCAAUGACACAGUAACGAUGAGCAGGUUAUUAUUAUUUUAUUAUUAUUAACAUUUAUUUCUAAAGGUUCUCAAGCAUUUUACCUCCUUAGCACAAUGGAUCAGUUAUUUUUGUUUAUAUCUAAAAAAGCUUUAUUUUAUUAUUACAACAGAAAUGAUUUCUUAUCCCAUUCAGUUUGGCCGACACGGGGCCCCCGGGGGCCACAGCAAGCCCAGCCAAACCCGGGACCCCGUAUCCAUAUAGUCGGCCAUUUGCAGAAUCCAUCAGGGUGGGCUCAGGGGUUCAGUCGAUCCCUAUUGGAAAGAGAGAACAGAGCCCCCUUUCCCUACAUUCCCGUAACCUACAGACACAAGAUCAUUGGUGUUUAUACCCCACAACUUGCAGUAUUUGCCCACUUGGAACUGUGAGCUUUAAACUAUGUGAAAUUCAAAAUCAACAACUUUCAUUGGCUGAUAUUUAGCGCCUGCCAAACCAAUGAACAAACAACAGCAAAAUAACGUGUGUGUAUUAUUACCUUCACUCCUAUUCAGCACAUAACUUGCGUGAUUAAAGGGGAAGGAAAGGUACAAACUCAGAAAGGUCAAUGGAAAUACAGCCCUAAGCCCUCACAGAGAGUCCUCUGUCAAAAGAAACACAGGA
Messenger RNA from Xenopus tropicalis (tropical clawed frog), 2034 nucleotides. RefSeq lists its product as uncharacterized. The record is from RefSeq and is a predicted model, not a curated record. The transcript has 2 exons. Lineage: Eukaryota; Metazoa; Chordata; Amphibia; Anura; Pipidae. The coding region runs from base 663 to 1007 and encodes 114 amino acids.